AUGAGCCCAGCACGUUCUCGGCCCCUCAGCUACACUCAGAAUAUCUGCGUGUGUCUGCAUCAUCCAUACCUGAUGUUCGCUAUGGAGCUCUGUGAGAUCAAGGCUCGAAUACUCAAGGAUCCAUCAGCACUCGAGGAAGUCUAUGUCCCUCCUACGAGCAACUACAUGAAGCUCCAGAUUAUACACAAGAGAAACUAUGUUUUGCAAGAUUCCAAUGGACUUGACCUCGCAGUCCUGAACCAGAAAACAACGGACGCCUUGCGUAGUCUCGAUAGCUUGGGAUCCAUCAGUUACGAGGCUUACGUGGCAUCACAGGACUGGAAAUUGGGAAUCAAUACCGCGAAGAACGCCGCUGGAACUGCGGUGGUUGAUAUUGAAAUCAAUGUCCAUGGCCCAUCUACUAAAGCCGAAGAGGUGGGCCGGAGUUUGUCAAAUGCACAUCUUUUCUUACAGAGGCCUUCCGUCCUUGCCAUCGGCGCAACCUAUCAGAAUCCACACGUCAUACACUUUGCAGAGAUUCAAGGGGCCAGUUUCGACCCCGCUAUACCAAAUGCACCAGAGCUAGUCGCCUCAAGUACAAGGAAGCUUGAUAUCCAGGAUGUCCUCGGUGGUCUCGACCAGAGCGGAAACCUAAAAUCAAUCACUGUGGAUGAACGAUUAAUCAGAACCAAGCUUCGUGAACACCAAAAGGAGGCAGUUGACUUCAUCAUUCGGCGUGAGGCGGCUGCAACGUCACUGGCCUUUUCUUUAUGGAAGCCAUGUCAAAACAACCCACAGCAGCAUUGUUUCCGACAUGUUGUGCUGGACAUCAAGAAAGAGUACCCACCGAAAGAGAAUUUUGGCGGUAUCAUUGCAGACGAGAUGGGUUUGGGGAAAACGCUUUCGAUGCUAGCGGCCAUAACUGUUACAAACGAAGAAGCAAAUAGCUUCGCCGGCAGCGUCGUUGGCGACUUAACGCAAUCAAGAGCAAAAACGACACUCGUCAUUGUCCCUUCAGCAUUGAUCCUACAAAACUGGAUAUCUGAGAUAGAAAGGCACUGCACUCCAGGGACGUUCCGGUAUCUGAAAUAUCAUGGUGCUCGCCGCCCAACGGAGACUGCGGCAAUUCUGGACAAAGAUGUGGUGUUGACAACAUACGAGACUUUGUCUGCGGACUUUGAUAGAGGAGAUAGCGUUCUGUACCGGCUCGCUUGGUUUCGCAUUGUCCUCGACGAAGGUACGGAGUAA
Molecule: messenger RNA, 1227 nt
Organism: Lasiodiplodia theobromae
Lineage: Eukaryota; Fungi; Ascomycota; Dothideomycetes; Botryosphaeriales; Botryosphaeriaceae
Product: P-loop containing nucleoside triphosphate hydrolase
Exons: 7
Coding region: 1-1227 (408 amino acids)
Molecular function (GO): ATP-dependent chromatin remodeler activity; ATP binding
Source: RefSeq, a predicted model, not a curated record